Messenger RNA from Truncatella angustata, 1163 nucleotides. RefSeq lists its product as uncharacterized. Lineage: Eukaryota; Fungi; Ascomycota; Sordariomycetes; Amphisphaeriales; Sporocadaceae. Bases 49 to 693 code for a protein of 214 amino acids. The record is from RefSeq and is a predicted model, not a curated record. The transcript is spliced from 3 exons.
CUUCAUACUAAGACUACUGACCUGUAAAACACCGAAAGUUUCUUCAACAUGCAUAUCAUCAACUUUCUUACCACUGCAGUUCUCCAGGCUGCUCUGGUACGCGCGGCACCAGGUGCUGAUCUCGGCAUCUCUGUUCGAGACGGCUCGUGCCCUGGCGAUCAGACAUGGUGUGGCUGGACGAAGUCAUGCAAGUGUGACAACGACUACGUAUGGGACAGCAAGAAGCAGAAGUGCCACUACCCAGUAUGGCCGAAGCCCGUCUGCCCGACCGGCCAGAAGGGCUAUUGCGGCAAGAGCCAGAGCGAGUACUGCGAAUACGAUGCCGGGAACGACUAUUGCAAUGACGACGGGCAUAACAAGGUCUUUUGCUGCGCGAAGAAAGACCUCCCGGACAAGCUGAAGGACAAGUGCCCCAACGACCAUCCCUCGUGCAAGGCGACGCAGGUGUGGGACGGCGACUCGAAGAGUUGCAAGUGCCCUAAGGGCAAGGUCUGGCGUGACGACAAGUGCAAGCAUCCCGUCAUGCCCAAGCCCUCCUGCUCUGGCCAGCAGAAGCCUUGCUGUGCUAAGAACCAGAAGGACUGGUGCGCCUAUGAUGAGUCGAAGAAGGAGUGCUCUAACAAUGGAAAACACAUCACCUUUUGUGCAGCACCUGGCAAGGAGCAACAGUAUUGCGACAAUUAUUGGAACUAAAACUGGGAUGAGUCGGAAGGGGGAAAUGUCCCGAAGCUCAAAACUAGCAACAUGCGGAGGCCACACCAGUUCGUUCAUGGGCUGUUAUUCAUCUUUCUUCUCAACUUUGUCCACUCUCUAGGCUAUCUUUAUUUGCUUCCCCUUGCAAAAGCUAUAGCUAAUAUAUAACUAUAAUGAAUUCGUGUGUUGGUUUAAAUAUUGUAUCUCCGUGGUUCAUUUUUGCUAUUUCUGCUUGAAUAGAGCUCAACCUAGAACAACUGAUACUUCAUGAUUCUUUAUGCUUAUACUUUUUCUUUGCCAUUAAUAACAUACUGUUUUAAAAACAUGUCCAAGAAAGACGUUGAUAACAGUUCAAGUAAUCAGAUGUCAUGACAGUAGUUAUCGAUAUAAAAUAAACUGAACAAGGAUACGUCGAUGACUAAAGUGGUUGCUAUUGAGGAUGCUGAAUAAGUGUGUGGUAAUACUUUUCC